This is a messenger RNA of Helianthus annuus (common sunflower), 466 nucleotides long. RefSeq lists its product as uncharacterized. The transcript has 3 exons. Bases 24 to 419 code for a protein of 131 amino acids. NCBI's taxonomy places the organism in Eukaryota, Viridiplantae, Streptophyta, Magnoliopsida, Asterales, Asteraceae. The record is from RefSeq and is a predicted model, not a curated record.
UAGCCCCCAACUUAAGACCUCCCAUGUCCCUCUCAAUCUCCGGUCACCGGAGCCGGUUCCGACCAGCACUCCGGCAACUAUCUCCGGCCACGCACAGCCACUCCACUACAACCUCCUUCCUCUUACGCCUCCUCACCUCAUCCACCUUCUCUGUCACAACUAAACAGCCGGUCACCUCCGUGGUGGCGGCACGUAGCGUGACGGCAGAGGUUGCCGACUGCAGUCAUGGCGACAGUAGCGGCGGCGGUUUUCUCCGGCAACCGUGUACUCGAGCUCCUCUUCGGGAAACAUGCCUCCUCUUCGUUCUUGUUCAGAUCGACGGCAACUUCUCGACGCGUUUCGAAGAUGACGCGAACCGAGCCCCCCGGAGAAGACGACCAGAGUUCGACGGAACUCACGACAUUCUUUUGUUCGGAUAAUCUCUUGCGUUCAUUCUCUUGGAUUUACGAUUUCUUUACUCGUGCGC